This is a messenger RNA of Cylicocyclus nassatus, 642 nucleotides long. The record is from the annotation of a GenBank genome assembly. Lineage: Eukaryota; Metazoa; Nematoda; Chromadorea; Rhabditida; Strongylidae.
AUGUCAUGCGAAGGUAUUCAUUCGCAACUGCUAUUUAUACUUCUGGCGUGUUACUGGAAUGUUAGCUACUACACGAUUCUUGUGCUUGUGCCUGGUCAUGAUUCCAAUCUCACGGAUUCAACGACAAUGGCCAGCGACGUAUCAUAUGCCAAGUAUACGAUUGUCAUCCCGAUGAUUGUACACAUCUUCGCUUCAAUUUGUAUAGUCUGUUGCAUAAUAAUGAACAACAUGGAAAGAUUCGCCAAAAAGCUGCCAUCCACAGUAAUUGUUACAACCUUGAUAUUCGUACUUUUUUUCAACGUGUUAUCUGUUCUCCUUAUGUUCUGGCACGCAACCCCAAGAGCGGAGGAGUUGGCGCAAGUGAAGGCUUGUGCAAUUCUUUCUCUCGUGACUGCGGUUCUCGUAUUUUUGACGAUGACAUAUUUCUUUGUGCGACCUUCUAGAACAGCUUUGAUUAUUCACGAUCAGUACAAAGAACCAAAGAAAAUGAAGAUUUCCGCUCCUCCGCCAGCGCAAGUACAAAAGAGCAAAGAUCCGACCGCAGAAACGAUGAUUUCACAGGAAAAGCCUCCUUUCAAACCCUCUUCUGACGAAAAUCAGUAUGAAAAUUUAGCUACAGUCAAUAAGAUAACAAGCUUCUGA